Erigeron canadensis is the source of this 792-nucleotide messenger RNA. Its product is annotated as dr1-associated corepressor-like. Gene Ontology annotation, biological process: regulation of DNA-templated transcription. Lineage: Eukaryota; Viridiplantae; Streptophyta; Magnoliopsida; Asterales; Asteraceae. The coding region runs from base 1 to 792 and encodes 263 amino acids. Gene Ontology annotation, molecular function: protein heterodimerization activity. The transcript has 6 exons. Gene Ontology annotation, cellular component: nucleus. The record is from RefSeq and is a predicted model, not a curated record.
AUGAGAAAGAAGCUUGAUACACGUUUCCCAGCGGCGCGAAUUAAAAAGAUAAUGCAGGCUGAUGAGGAUGUUGGGAAAAUUGCUUUGGCUGUUCCUCUUCUAGUAUCUAAAUCUUUAGAAUUAUUUCUACAAGAUCUUUGUGACCGGACAUACGAAAUCACUCUUCAAAGUAGAGCGAAGACUUUGAAUUCUGCGCACUUAAAGCAAUGUGUGCAGAGCUUUAAUGUGUUUGACUUCUUGAGAGAUAUCGUUAGUAAGGUUCCUGAUCUUGGUGGUACUGAUGCUGCAGGGGAGGAUAGACCUGCAACUAAACGAAGGAAAGUUGCUGAUGAUGACCAUAAUGAAGUAAGCGAUGAAGAUUUAAAAACGGACGUGCUGCCAGAGACUUCCCAUGCCAACGGGGGUGGCCGAGGAAGAAGGGGUGGAAGAGGCCGUGGUAGAAUUAGUCGAGUAGAGAGAGAAGCAAAUGCAGAUAAACAAAAACAGACCCUUGAUUCUAUAGAAGAUAGUGAUUCAAAAGACAGUCACAUUUCAGCAGCUGGGAAGACUAAAGACACAGUCAACGUUAGGAACUUUGACCUCAACUUAGACUUGGAUGAGAAUGGCGAAGCCAUACCCAUAUUGACUACACCGGCUACUCCAGUUGUCCUGUCACCACCACCAACUGUUGAAAUGAUUCCUGUUGAAUAUCCUGGGUGGUCAUUGGCGGAUGUGGAGAAAAUGGCAAUUGACCCGGUCCACUUUGCUAACUAUAGUGUAGAUGAAGAUGAGGAAGAUUAUGAUGAAGAAUGA